Messenger RNA from Durotheca rogersii, 905 nucleotides. RefSeq lists its product as uncharacterized. The coding region runs from base 246 to 719 and encodes 157 amino acids. The transcript has a single exon. The record is from RefSeq and is a predicted model, not a curated record. NCBI's taxonomy places the organism in Eukaryota, Fungi, Ascomycota, Sordariomycetes, Xylariales, Xylariaceae.
GAGUUGCAAAGGCUAUGAUGGCUGAAGCGGAUUGCCCACUUAGGUACGGCGGACGGAGACGACCGCCCCGAGGUAAAAGCGACACGGGCGAGCAGGUUUGAUCAGGUCGGUUGUUGCAUUGACAUUUUCAUAAUGUGUUGACGAUAGCACCAGGGUGGAACUGGAACUGCGCAACUCCGAGGAAGGGCGCGAGAAGGGAUCGGGAGGGUGACGUGACGAGGUAAGCCGAUCGUGUCGCACGCGUGAUGGUUAGAUGUUGUUGGCCCCGCCCGGUGCCGGCGUACCCCGCCCCGGCCAAUCGCCUCGCGCUCCCCCGGCCACAGCCAGCCCAGCUAGGAAAUCGGAGCUGGCGCCGGAGUCGUCGUCAAGGCGCUGUAGGCAGGCAGGUUAGGUACUUGGCGGUACUCGCGCCUCCGCGCAUCUCGGCGCAUCGCUUCACGUAUCUACACCCCUAUCUUAGGUACCUGCCUCCUCGAGGUAUCUCUACGUACCUGCUUAAUCUCACGCACGUGUGUACAUCUGUGCACUACCUAGGUAGGUACCUAUGUGCCUCGAGGAGGCAGACAGCCUGUACUCACAUACGGGAUGUACCUGCCUCGGGUUCCAAAUGCGCCUCCGACGACGAUUACUCGCGGGUGACGUCACGUCGCGGGCCGGCGAAGGGCAGCCACGACGAGACGAUUGCCUCAAAGCUCUGCUGGACCUUCCGGAACAACUGACCUGGUCCUGCCAAUGACUCGCCGCUUCUCUCAAUUGCCUGAUCAUUCGCCAGAUCUCUCGAGACCUCUCUCGAUCCUCGAUCCCUUUCCCAUCCCAUCUACACUUACUCUUCCUAAUCGCUCGGUACCACAACGCCUCAUCCUUUGCCUACGACUCGCAAACCCGACGACCUACCGCUAAGCUCG